AUGAAUUAUAUUCUUGCAGGAGACUUAGUAUGGCCUUAGGAUUUAAAAGGCAACAAGGUUAAGACUAUGAAAGAGAUAAAAGAUUAUGUUCAGUCUCCAGAAGGAGGUAACGGCAAGGCGGCUGUUUUUACUAUAUUCUAUUAACAAUCCUGCAGGCCGUGCUAUGAGGAGAUGCCAAUCUGGAACGCUGCUGUAGAUUAGAUUCAAAAGGAGUAUCCAGGUUAGGUCGCAUUCAUUAAGGUCGACACAAAGAGUCAAAAGGAUGUUUUAGGCCAUUACAAUGUGAGAUCCACUCCUAAGGUUUACUUCUGUGGUGUUGCUGCAUCUGAUGAGGGAAUAAACGCUUUCAAUCUAAGGAGAACUUAUGAGAAUCAUUUAAGCUGGAUGAGGGAAUAAGUUGAGAAAUAUGUGAUUAAGCCUGAAGCUGAAUUGGUUACGGCGAGAACUAAACAGACUUAGCUAUUUGAGAAAACUUCUUUGUGGCUUCCAAAUAGAGCACAACCCAGUAGCAUUAAAAAAUGA
Stylonychia lemnae is the source of this 522-nucleotide messenger RNA. The record is from the annotation of a GenBank genome assembly. NCBI's taxonomy places the organism in Eukaryota, Ciliophora, Spirotrichea, Sporadotrichida, Oxytrichidae.